Molecule: messenger RNA, 1752 nt
Organism: Theileria orientalis strain Shintoku
Lineage: Eukaryota; Apicomplexa; Aconoidasida; Piroplasmida; Theileriidae
Exons: 5
Coding region: 1-1752 (583 amino acids)
Biological process (GO): retrograde transport, endosome to Golgi
Cellular component (GO): Ric1-Rgp1 guanyl-nucleotide exchange factor complex; Golgi membrane
Source: RefSeq, a predicted model, not a curated record
AUGGAAGGCAACGAUGAUCAGAUCGACGACACCCUUAGAAUUGAAUUGGUCGUUCCGGACCCGAUUCACCUAAGCGGAGGCCCCUUCUGCUCAUACGUGAAUCUGAUGCCCAUAGCGUCGGAAAAGGAGAAGAAAAGCGACUCAGUCACGAUCGAUUUCAUAUCUAUUAAUUUGUACGGAGUUGUUAUACAUGAUUCUAAGCUGCUAAGCACCUCAAAAUUCCAAAGCACACUCCACCUUAGAUUUCUACAGUCGGAACGAGAGGAGCUUCAGCAUAACCAGGACCUGUCGCUGAUUUUCUUAUCAGAUCCCGUGGUUUUUUGUACCUCGAGGGAGUUUGGAGCCAAUUUUGAGCAGUUGAGAUAUCGCUUCACCAGCCUACUGCCUCCGUUCCUGCCACCUUCCUUCGCAGGGAAGCAUGUAUCAUACUCUUACUUUGUGUACCUCUUUGUACAAUAUCGCAACUCGCUAAACGCAAGAGAAACAAAGACUGUUUCGAGGAAGCUGGAAUUUAACAUUCUGGGCUCGAUAUACCAAGGUAGGCAGCCAACAUUAACACAACUUGACCUAGAACUGCCAAUUCUCAAUGUAAAGUAUUACCCUAUUUUGCCCAAAAAGGGAGGAUUCGACCUGUCGAAGCUCCACGAACUGAGCGAAUCGGAGUGCGUGAACGUGAUUAAAACGCACAUUUCGGACAGCAAGGAGCCUGAGUCAAUUUCGUUUAACUUCAAGUGCAGGGUGAUAGAGGUAUCUCAGGAGUAUUCUGAGGACAACAGGGCCCAGAACUACCUGGUCCGGAGAGACUUGGACCUCGUGUGGUACCUGUGGGACGAGUUUUACGACUCGAGCAACCCGCAGGUAAAGGACGACCUUGCACUCUUGAGCUCUUUCAACACUAUCGUGGACACCUUUUCGAACUUCGACUACGAAGCAGACCUGUAUAAAAUAAACAAGUACAAAAACUGGUUUGGGAACUUAUUUCCCGAGGAGCUCCACACGAGGGAGGACCUGGACUCCGAGAGCAUCAGCAUGCUCCUCAGCGUUUUCCUGAAGAAGCUGGAGCGGCGCAUGUGCUCGUACUAUAAAAUUAAGCUGGAGGACCUUAAAAGGGACACGAUUAAGCCGAAGGACAACUCACUCGCUCCCGCAGACGAAAUCAUCACGUUCACGAUUGACCGGAAGAGGCUGUGCACCUUCACGAUCUCAGGACUGAGGCCUAGCGACGAGAGAAACGUCCUGGAGAUACCGGCAGCCUCCUGGUUCUCAGUCCACUACGACCUGGCAAAUUCGAAAAGGCCCUGCCUGAAGAUACAGUUGGCCCUCCAGAGGCUGGAGUCGCACGAAAACCACGUUAAGCUCAUAACGUCCACUGUGAUCGAGGAGUCGUCAAUAACGCUGGGAAAGCUGAAGGGGUCAAUACACUGUUUCAUCCCCGGCACAGUGGUCCCCUCGUUCAGAAACUCGUUCCUGGAAGUUUCCUACAGGAUCGAAGUAAGGUUUUUCUACCUGCCGGAGCUGGUGGACAUAUUUGAUCAGAAUGCGAUAAAGUCCCGACUCAGCAAGCUGAAAACGUUAGAUUGGAAGUGGCGAGUGAGGAUACUAAGGAGCACAAGCGCAGGCCUCAUGCUGGACGAGCUUAGUGACCUCGAUAAGAAGCAGGAGCUAGAACACUCAACCGAGUUCUCAAAAAAUAAACUCUCCUCCUUCAUGUUUACCAAUAAGUCACAGCUGUACAGGGUUGUUAAAAUAUAA